This is a messenger RNA of Ectocarpus siliculosus, 2093 nucleotides long. NCBI's taxonomy places the organism in Eukaryota, Phaeophyceae, Ectocarpales, Ectocarpaceae. The record is from the annotation of a GenBank genome assembly.
UCUUGCCCAUUCCCUCUCUAUCGCGGGAGUACUUACGCGGACGCCGCACAGUUUGUGUGCGUCUUCACAUAGCGUACACGCACAGCAGGCAGCAGCGGUAUCGUACAAAAUUAGGCCGCUUUCUUGAGCGGCCGCGUCAUCGGCAACUCGGCAACAACGUAAUUACGCCGCAAUACGUAGGCGCUAGCAACUGCAGCGACGGCGCGGUGCGCAGUCGGUAGAAAGGCUUGAGGAUGCCCACUUCCCGCGAACGACAGAGCAUGAAGACCACGGCGGCAGCCCUAUCUCUGGCAAGUGUCGUGGCACUCCUUCUCACCGAUCUUGCUGCUGGUUUCCUUCCAGCAGCAGCGCCGGCAGGUGCGAAAUGCGACUCCCGCUGGAGUAGUCGUUCUACGGCUGCUCCUCCCGCUGUUGUCGCAAGGACCGCCUGCGCCAAGCGACGUCCCGUCGCCGCCGCAGUCAGGAUGGUUGUUGGAGGAGGAGAGAGGAAAGCGUUGGAGCUAGAGACGUCCGACAAGGUGCCCCGAGGGCCUGCCGGCGCCAUCAAGCUCACGUACCUCGAGCUCAACAGCUGGAUGUGGGAGGUGAACGGGAUAAACAUUCUAGUGGACCCCGUCUUCGGAACCGUGGACUUUGGGGUGCCUCUCCUAGUCCAGGCCAACAAGCAGGUACUGUCGGACGGAGAGCGUGCGAUGAGGGAGCUUGCUGCCGUUACAGAUUUCUUGGUGAUCUCUCAAGGGUUCGACGACCACUGCCACCCCCCCACCAUCAAGGGGUUGUCAGGCUUGCUGAAGCCGUCCGUGCGUCUGGUCGCCCCUCCAAGCGCAAAGGCCGUCCUCGAGGAGCACUUCCCGGCGUCCCGCAUCACCUACAUCCUUCCCGGGCAGUCGACGGUGCUCUCGGCCGGGGGGCGCGCGGUGGAGAUUAAGGCCACCACCGGGGCGAUCCUCGGCCCCCCCUGGCAGCAGGCCGAGAACGGGGUCAUCGUCCGUCCCGUGGCAGCAGACGGGGAUGAGAAAGAUCCGGAGGGAGGCAGCCUCUACUUCGAGCCCCACCUCUUUUUCGACGAGAGCGAGCUGUCAAAGCUCCACGCGGACGUCGUGAUCACCCCAGUGGUGCAGCAGAAUGUGGGGCCCUACCCUCUUGUCUGCGGCGGGGCUAAGGCGCUCGAUCUAGCGUCUACCCUAUCGGCAUCGAAGCUGGUAACGAUGGCGAACGCGCAGGUGGACUUCAGCGGGCCUCUGGCAAAGGUGGUCGUUGAGGAAGGCACUCUUGAGGGCUUCCUAGAGAUGGCCAAGAGAACAGAGGUCGAGGUCGUGGUGCCACAGCCGGCGAAGACGGCCAGCGUCUGGCCCUAACGUUUUGUUGUUGUUGUUAUUGUUGAGGGGCUUAUUUGAGGGGAACACAUCGGUUCCUUUCUUGGGAAAGAAAGCUUGAAAGAUUUUUUUUUUGUCGGCGCUUCUUUGAGGGGAAUACAUCGGUUCCUUUUUCGGGAAAGCUUGACAGGUUGUUGUUUUUUUCGGCGCUUCUUUUGAAGGGAAUACAUCGAUUCCUUCCUGGGAAAGCUUACGAUAAUUUUUACUGAUAUGGCGGUGCCUCCCCCGGGAGGAUGGUGCUAUUCGUGCUGGUUCCUGGCAAGCCUCCGAGUACAUACAUACGGCAACCGGCGGUGCGUUAAACCGAAAAUUUCAGCUCGCGGUUUGUAUGGCGUGAGGGUCCAACAAAGAGGUUCUUGCGGACAUGUUUAUCAUUGGUCGCGUGGGUUGAUGUGUAGAAUCUGAAGCAAGCGGUCUCGUUGUGGCCUUGAAUCAUGAUAAAUAGACUAUUAUUGCUGCGUGUGUGUGUCUACUUUGGGUGUGGUGGUGUGAGUGUGUUGGCCACCGAGGAACACGGACGGGAUAUACAUAUGUCUUGAUUCACCUUCUUCGUGGACGGUAUAGUCAACCGGGCAGAGAGAGAGAGAUAGAAGCGGACGAUUCAUCACUCCGCCGUUCGUUGUUCAGUGUGAAAAUCAAAGAACUGGCACUUUUAGUCAGAGCCUUGAAUGAGGUAGUUUCUUCAUCGCCGUUCGUUUUUUAAGCUUUCUCGUAUUG